AUGUGCGGCAUCUUCUGUCUGCUGAGUCUGUCGGCGGCUCCGUCUAAACACGACCCAAUUGUUCACGAACAUUUAAAAAGACGAGGGCCCGACUCCAGCAGAGAUGUCACCGUUCAGGGUCCAAACUCUCUCUGUCGGUGUUUAUUCUCUGCUCACGUCCUUCACAUGAGAGGCCGUCUCACCCAGCAGCCGCUCCAGGACGGACUCGGGAACCUGCUGGCGUGGAACGGGGAAGUUUUCGGAGGUCUUCCUUUGACGCUUGACGAAAACGACACCUCCGUUGUUUCGGAGCGGCUCUCUUCUUGUAAUGACCCCUCAGAUGUUUUAUCAGUCCUCUCCUCUUUACGAGGGCCGUGGGCGUUCGUCUACUACCAGAAGGAUGGAGACUUCCUCUGGUUCGGCAGGGACUUCUUCGGCCGGCGGAGUUUAUUGUGGAGAUUUGACGCAGAAGUCGACGCUUUGACUUUGACUUCUGUUGCGGCUCAGACGACUGAAGAUGUUAGCUCUCCGUGGCAGGAAGUCCCAGCAGCUGGCGUUUUCAGGAUCGAUCUGAAAGCUUUUACUGAAACAGGAUCUUUGACUUUUGAGGUUUAUCCGUGGGCUCACACAGGAGAUGAUGUCAUAUCUACCUGCAGUGAAACAUCAGUCCCGAUCGGCUGCACUGCUGUCAUCAACCAAUCGGGUCUUUUUCUCACUUCGCCCGUCUCCCGUCUUAACACGACCCUCCCAAAAUCGACAAAUGAGGCAGACACUUGCUCAAACUCACAUUUAUCUGUUGAAGAUUUGCAGCAGCUGCUAGACGGGAAAGAGAAAGACGAUGAAGUGAGCGCUCUCAUCGAUGUUCUGAGCGAGGCGGUGAGGCGGAGGGUUCAGUUUCUACCUUUUAGGGAAGAAGAAGAAGAAGACCGGCCUCCGACUCCUGAGCGAGUGACUGUUGCCGUGCUUUUCUCAGGAGGCAUCGAUUCGAUGAUCCUAGCCGCUCUAGCUGACCGUCACAUUCCUGCUCACCAGCCGAUAGAUCUCCUCAAUGUAGCGUUUAAACUUCAGGAGCCGAAGACGCAGAAAGAAUCCGUUAAGAAACCCAAAAAGCACAAAAAUAAAUCCUCAAAUUCAAACAUAAACAAAGCAACAGACUCGAAAACGUUCAACCCCUUCGACGUUCCCGAUAGAAUAACCGGGAAAGCCGGGCUCAAAGAGUUAAGAGACUUGAAUCCUGACAGGAAGUGGAACUUUGUGGAGGUUAACGUGACGCAGGAGGAGCUGCAGAAAAUGAGGCGGGAGCGAGUUUGUCACUUGGUUCACCCGCUGGAGACGGUGCUUGACGACAGCAUCGGGUGUGCUGUGUGGUUCGCAGCGAGAGGGACGGGCGUCAUCACGAAGGAAGAGGAGGAGGAGGAGGAAGAGGAAGAGAGGAGCUUCACAUCGACAGCGAAGGUUAUUUUGACGGGAAUCGGAGCGGACGAGCAGCUGGCCGGUUACUCCAGACACAGAGUUCGCUUUAAGACAUCUGGACACGAAGGACUGAUCCAGGAGCUGGUCAUGGAGCUGGGCCGGAUCUCCUCCAGGAACCUCGGCAGAGAUGACCGAGUGAUAGGCGACCACGGGAAGGAAGCCCGGUUUCCGUACUUGGACGAGGACGUGGUGAACUACUUGAACGCUUUGCCCGUGUGGGAGAAAGCCGACCUGUCGCUGCCUCGAGGCGUCGGAGAGAAACUCCUCCUCAGACUAGCGGCUAAGCGGCUCGGCCUCGGACCGUCCGCCGUGCUGCCCAAGAGAGCCAUGCAGUUCGGCUCCCGCAUCGCAAAGAUGGAGGAUGGACACGAAAAGGCAUCAGAUAAAUGCUCCAGACUCCUCACUGGGUAGACUGGGAUCACUGGUUUUAAUUAACCCUCCUGUUGUCCUCGAGUCAAGGGA
This is a messenger RNA of Scomber japonicus (chub mackerel), 1914 nucleotides long. It is a transcript of the gene asnsd1, whose product is annotated as asparagine synthetase domain containing 1. Lineage: Eukaryota; Metazoa; Chordata; Actinopteri; Scombriformes; Scombridae. Gene Ontology annotation, molecular function: asparagine synthase (glutamine-hydrolyzing) activity. The coding region runs from base 1 to 1863 and encodes 620 amino acids. The record is from RefSeq and is a predicted model, not a curated record. The transcript is spliced from 3 exons.